AUGAAAAGUAAAGGAAGAAUGCUUAUAAAUUUGAUAAAAAAGAAAGUAGAAACUUUUGAUAACAAAAAAAGAUGUAAAUUUGCUAAAUCAUUUAAAAAAAUAGCCUUUCCUAUUUUUUUUUUUUUUUUUAUAAUACAUAUAUAUUUUAUAGAAUGUGUAUGCUUUAAGUUAUUAAGAGAACAAAAUAAAUUUAAUUGUGAUAAUUAUUUAUUUAAUAAAAAUAAAGUUACUGAUCAUUAUUCAAGGAAAAAUGAUUUAAAUUACAGAAAUAUUUAUAAAAAAAGUUUAUUUAAUUAUAAUAGAAAAUUUAAAUUAAGAAGUGAAAAAGUAGAUAAUAUAAUUGAAAGUUUAAAGAAAUUAACCUUAUUAGAAGCAAGUGAGUUAGUAAAAAAAAUAGAACUUACUUUUUCAGUAGAUACAAAACAAAAUGUAGAUAAUUCUAAAAAUGACAAAGAGAAUAAACCAGAUGAAUCUGAUUCUAAUUCAAAUGAAGAAGAAGAAGAGGAAAAUAAAGUGUAUGAUUUAAUAUUAGAAAAUAUUGAACCUAACAAAAAAAUACCUAUAAUUAAAAUUGUUAAAGAAAUAAAAAAGGAUUUAAAUCUAAAACAAGCAAAAGACUUAGUUGAUAAUUUACCUCAAACACUUUUUGAAAAAAUUAAUAAAGAAACAGCAGAUAAAUGGAAAGCAAAAUUAACAGAAGCAGGAGGAACUGUUAAAUUAAAAUAA
Plasmodium gallinaceum is the source of this 726-nucleotide messenger RNA. RefSeq names its product 50S ribosomal protein L12, apicoplast, putative. NCBI's taxonomy places the organism in Eukaryota, Apicomplexa, Aconoidasida, Haemosporida, Plasmodiidae. Gene Ontology annotation, biological process: translation. Gene Ontology annotation, cellular component: ribosome. Gene Ontology annotation, molecular function: structural constituent of ribosome. The record is from RefSeq and is a predicted model, not a curated record. The transcript has a single exon. Bases 1 to 726 code for a protein of 241 amino acids.